AUGGAAGGAGGCGAGCGAGGGGCCAGUCUGGCGGCUCUCCAGCUGCAGCCACCUUGUUUCCUGCACCUGGCGAUUAUUCACGAGGAGAAGGGCCUGAGCCUGAAGGCGAUCCGGCAGAUGGCCGGCAACCAGGCCUUCCUCGACUUCCAGAACCACCUCAGCCAGACUGCGCUUCACCUGGCCGUUAUCACCGAUCAACCUGAAAUUGCUGAGAACCUUCUGAAGGCCGGAUGUGACCCAGAAAUCAGAGACUUCCGAGGGAACACGCCGCUCCAUAUCGCCUGCGAGCAGGGCUCCCUGCGAAGCGUCAGCGUCCUCACGCAGCACUGCCAGCAGCACCACCUGCCCUCUGUCCUGCAGGCCACCAACUAUAACGGACACACAUGUCUCCAUUUGGCAUCUAUUCAAGGAUAUCUGGCUGUUGUUGAAUACUUGCUGUCCUUAGGAGCAGAUGUGAAUGCUCAGGAGCCAUGCAAUGGCAGAACUGCACUACACUUGGCUGUAGACCUGCAGAAUUCGGACCUGGUGUCACUUCUGGUGAAACAUGGAGCAGAUGUGAAUAAAGUGACCUACCAGGGCUAUUCCCCGUAUCAGCUCACGUGGGGAAGAGACAACACCAGCAUACAGGAACAGCUGAAGCAUCUGACCGCAGCUGACCUGCAAAUGUUGCCAGAAAGCGAGGACGAGGAGAGCAGUGAAUCGGAAUCUGAAUUCACAGAGGAUGAACUUAUGUACGAUGACUGCCGUAUUGGAGGACGACAGCUGGCAUUUUAAAGCAGAGAUUUCCUGUGAAAGGAAGUGACUGUGUACAUAUGUAUAGGAAAAGGACUGGCAUUUUUCUUU
This is a messenger RNA of Tinamus guttatus (white-throated tinamou), 843 nucleotides long. NCBI's taxonomy places the organism in Eukaryota, Metazoa, Chordata, Aves, Tinamiformes, Tinamidae. The record is from RefSeq and is a predicted model, not a curated record.